AUGUCAGACAUGGAAGAACACCGCCGCAGGUUUGGGCAUAUGUCUACUAGCACCGAUCGCCCCAACAGCAACAACCAAUACCCUAGAGCGCCUGCCGAUACCUACACCGUUCAAGAAUCCACAAGUAGGGGUCCUCAGCCUUCGCCCGACGAAACGAUGUAUCUUUACCUCCCGUAUCCGUCUAGCAGCUUUCCCGGCUUGGACACAGACAGGGAAACACGACCAUGGCAGCGUGCAACCACCGAGGGCGUUGACGAUAUCCUGUACCCGCACCAAACUCACGCGUCUUCGGACAGCGGCCCUAUGUCCACGGCCCCAAUAUCCCGAAAUGAAGUUUCCAGCGUUAGGUUACCAGAUCAUAUCAAUCCUACGAACACGACACCGACCGCUCAUGGUGGAUCAAAAUCUGGUUGGCCAAUAAUUGCGGAAACGUUGACGUAUAGUCCCGGUAACUGGCAGAGCCAACUGGAUGAGCUUGGACAGGAGCAGGACCCAUCGUGGGCAGCUAACGACGGGCAACGAACAAGAUCAAUCGAUUCCAACAACUCCUUAUAUUCGCGGGGGUGGUCUACUGUGAGCAACGUCGGAUCUGCCGUGGACCCCGUUGGGAAUGCCACCCAGUAUGAUAAGACGAGCCGAUUUCAACAGGAGCGUGUUAAUGAUGGAGAGAAUGGGUGGGCCAACAAUGGAACUAAUGAUGCUAUCAAUGACUAUCUACAGGACCACCAUGGGCCAUGGACCGCCGGAUGGCUCGAUGAGAGGCAUCGUUGGGUCAGCAACGCGUUGUUUGGAAAUGGCGCUUGGUCAAUAAAUAACGAAGAGGAGAAAGAGUACCCUAUCUUGCCCUCUCGGGAGUAG
Molecule: messenger RNA, 858 nt
Organism: Durotheca rogersii
Lineage: Eukaryota; Fungi; Ascomycota; Sordariomycetes; Xylariales; Xylariaceae
Exons: 2
Coding region: 1-858 (285 amino acids)
Source: RefSeq, a predicted model, not a curated record